Molecule: messenger RNA, 1155 nt
Organism: Owenia fusiformis
Lineage: Eukaryota; Metazoa; Annelida; Polychaeta; Sabellida; Oweniidae
Source: the annotation of a GenBank genome assembly
CAGAAGUGUUUUAAACUAUGGAGUAAAAGUGAUUUUAACAUUGGUGUUAACAUUAAGGAUUUAUUUUAGAUUAUAAUUUACUUUGAACUUGGAAUUAACUGAAUCGGUUAUACAAGAAGAUUUACAUGAGAUUAUACUUUAGGAUAUUAAAAAUUUAAUAAAUCUGAUAGUAAAAAACUCUGGAAAUAGCUGUAAAGAGGAAUAUAAGUAGACGUCAUCAUUUAACAAAAUGGCUGCCAUUUUGAAAGGAGAUACCACUGUUCUUCCAAAAGAGAAACAUUUACUGUCGCAGCUUACUCAACAUCCAAUGUUCUUGGACCUUAAGAAAACUCUUGCAGAUGAUAUCUCAAAAAUGGAAUCGCCAUUUACUGUUCUUCCAAAUAAGGCCAAAGAAAAUAAGGGACUUGACGAAGGUGAACUAUUGGAUGAAUUUUCAAACUUGUCGUCAUUGAAAAACUCAAAAGUCAGUGAAUUAGAAACUUUUUACCAGACACAAUCAGUUACGAUUGAAACUCAACGAAGCGAUGCACUAAGUGGUCUUAAAGUUGGAAAGACCAAUUUUGGUGAGACGGAAUCAGAAGUGAACAAACAUUUCAAUGAACAAACUCAUCAUCUUGUGACACGAGUCAGCCAGAGUCUAGAACUUCUGAAAUCAAGCUUUGCCCUCUCAGGAAAAGAACAGAAAAAAUCACGGCAAUUAAACUCAAGAGCCAUAGAAAUAAUGUCCAAAUGGUACGAGAAGCACACCGACCAGCCAUACCCCACAGAAGAACAAAAGCAAAAGAUGGCAGAUGAAGGAGGAAUCACAAUCGCGCAAGUCAAAGCAUGGUUUGCGAACAAACGUAACAGGACCUUCAACACACGACCAAAGCGUCAACAACGUCAACUGGAACAGAAACUUAACUCUAUAUGUAAAGAUAUGAUCCAUGAAGGACAUGGGAAACAAUACAACAUGCUCGAUAAUAUAUUUGAUCAAAUAUCAGACAUUGUUCAGGAUAAAACAUCCAGUGUGCAACAUUCAAUUCGCUACACAGCAGCUGGAACUAAACUUCCUGUUGCGAGAAAUCUUAAUGCACAAUAUGAUAUGACAUUUUACAGUAGCAAUGUUAACCAGUAUAUGAACACGAUGUAACAGUAGAAACAUGUACAAUACAU